Molecule: messenger RNA, 1035 nt
Organism: Quercus robur (English oak)
Lineage: Eukaryota; Viridiplantae; Streptophyta; Magnoliopsida; Fagales; Fagaceae
Product: GDSL esterase/lipase At4g10955-like
Exons: 2
Coding region: 1-1035 (344 amino acids)
Biological process (GO): lipid metabolic process
Source: RefSeq, a predicted model, not a curated record
AUGCUCGCCAAGGAGGAUAUUUUCAACCUUUCAGGACCAACACAUUUCAACGUUGUUGACUGGAAGAACAAAGAUCAUCGAAGAUCUAUUGCAGCUAGCUUGGUUCAAGGAGUAUACAUUCUAGAACAAGACCGGCAACAAAACCGACAGGGCCCUCAAGCUUUUGCUCCAGUAUGGUGGGACUUCUUCGAUUUCCUAUUAAGUGAUGUGCUUGUAGAUAAUGUUGACAAUUCCAUCUUUGGUGCCAUUUUUGAGUCUAAAUUCCCAGCUUCAUACUGUGAUGAUUCUAAGACAAAAACCCCAAAAUAUGUUAUUGCCUUCCGUGGAACAAUCACUGAACCAGGUACACUAUUACGUGACCUCAUGUUGGACCUGGGAUGCAUUCUUAACAAACUUCAAUCAGACACACGUUUUGAGAUUGCAAUGAAAUAUGUUAAGGAAAUGGUUGAUUUUGCUGGAGCUGAAAAUAUAUGGUUAGCUGGACAUUCCUUGGGGUCAGCUAUGGCAUUGCUUGCAGGAAAGAACAUGAUCAAGGAGGGUUAUAAUCUUGAAACAUAUCUAUUCAAUCCACCAUUCUUAUCUAUUCCUAUAGAGAGAAUCAAGGAUCAAAAAGUGAAGGAUACACUUCGCAUUGCGAAUAGUAUUGUCAAGGCAGGCCUUGUUGCUGCUACAAAAGCUUAUAACUCUAAGCCUAGAGAAGAUGAGUCAUUUGCAAUGUUAUCUGCCUGGUUUCCUAACUUGUUUGUGAACCCAAAUGAUCCCAUUUGCGCAGAGUAUAUAGGGUAUUUUGAGCAUAGGAAGAAAAUGCAGGAAAUUGGAGCUGAAAAUGUUGAGAGGAUUGCAACAACUAAUUCUUUCAGGAAUCUAUUCAAAAAUGCAUUGGGAAUGGACUUAGAAGAGGCAUUGCAUCUCAUUCCUUCGUCGCAUCUGACUACUAUUCCGGGUCAGUCACCAAAUUUUAGACGAGCUCAUGGAAUUCAGCAGUGGUUGAAUCCUAAUAUUCAGUGUCAACACAAGUUGUACCAAUUCAAGUAA